Messenger RNA from Meira miltonrushii, 1421 nucleotides. RefSeq names its product putative PEP8-vacuolar protein sorting/targeting protein. Bases 351 to 1241 code for a protein of 296 amino acids. NCBI's taxonomy places the organism in Eukaryota, Fungi, Basidiomycota, Exobasidiomycetes, Exobasidiales, Brachybasidiaceae. Gene Ontology annotation, cellular component: retromer complex; endosome. The record is from RefSeq and is a predicted model, not a curated record. Gene Ontology annotation, biological process: retrograde transport, endosome to Golgi; intracellular protein transport. The transcript has 4 exons.
CGGGAUUUCUUCCAGAGUGCAGGUCCGUGCCAAAAAUGGAAGAAUUGCCAGCUGCUUAGCGGGGGCCUUUAGGCAGUUAGUGUGUUGUCACUUAAAGCGCACGCAUAUAGACUACAUACACGUGGCUGUACCAACUCAGACAAACGCCUGCUCGCACGGAUGUUGAUGGCUUCUGCUAAUUCCUUCUCCUAUCUUAAUCACACACGACGCAAUCAUAACAAGUAAAGGUCUCCAUCUGAUUUUACAAGGCUAAUUGGUCGCCUCUGUUAUCUAAAGGAGUAAAGGAUACACGAAGAGAGAGGGUCAAAGCAUAAAUCAGGUCAGUGUAUGGAUCCAAACGUCAUCCCAAAAUGGCAUCAUUCUUCAGCUUCGCAUCACCUGUUGAUGUUGAAGUUCGACUUGAUGGCGAUGAAGGCAGGAGACAAGUUGAGGUAAAGGUAGAAAAGGAUCGAAGGGAAAGAUGUCCGGUAUACUUUGACGGAGAAAGUGUGAAGGGACAAGUGGUUGUACGAACACGAGAUGGCAAAAAGCUGGUUCACGAUGGAAUAAAGAUUGAAUUCAUUGGAUGCAUAGAACUAUUUUACGAUCGAGGAAAUCAUUACGAAUUCCUUUCACUUUCACAUCAAUUAGCAUCACCCGGUGAAAUACCUGCUGGAGGUUCCGGAGCUUUAUUUGGAUUCGAGUUCAAGAAUGUCGAAAAGGCUCAUGAGAGCUACAACGGCAUCAAUGUUAAAUUGCGCUAUUUUAUCCGAGUCAAUCUGGCAAGACGAAUGGCAGAUGUUGUAAAGGAGAAAGAUAUUUGGGUACACUCUUAUCGAAUGCCACCAGAUUCGAAUAAUGCGAUUAAAAUGGAAGUGGGAAUUGAGGAUUGUUUGCACAUCGAAUUCGAAUACAAUAAGAGCAAAUACCAUCUCAAAGAUGUCAUUGUCGGAAAGAUCUAUUUCCUUCUCGUUCGUAUCAAGAUCAAGCAUAUGGAACUUUCGAUCAUAAGACGAGAAACGACAGGAGCAGCGCCAAAUCAGUAUAAUGAAUCGGAAACGAUUACUAAAUUUGAAAUUAUGGACGGUGCACCAGUAAGAGGAGAAACAAUUCCUAUCCGAUUGUUCUUGGGAGGAUUUGAGCUUACACCGACGUUCCGAGACGUGAACAAGAAGUUCAGCACGAGAUAUUAUCUCAAUUUGGUGCUGAUAGACGAAGAAAACAGACGAUAUUUCAAGCAAAACGAGAUCACAUGUUUGUGAGUAAAUUACAAAAGUUGAAGAUAGACUCCCUGUUCCAUUCAAGCAUCUGACCAUUCUCCUUCUCCCUUCAGCCGCAUACCCGAGAAUUAAGCCAGGAAGUCUGGCUAAGAUCUGUACCAAUGAUUCGCAUCCUUUUUCGUCAAUGAAUAAAGGGCUUGUACUAUUAUUAAUAUUCAUCCU